AUGGGACUUCUCUCGCUGGGCACGCCGCUCGACUGGCCGUCCGCGCGGCCACUCGCCCCGCACGUCCGCAAGCACGGCAUCGAGCAGUUCCUCGCCCUCUGGAACAAGAUCAAGGACCGACGGGGCGACAUCCUCCUCUGGGGUGACGAGAUCGAGUACAUUGUCGUCGCGUUCGACGACGAGACGAAGAAUGCAAAGCUCUCGCUCCGUCAGGAGGAGAUUCUCAAGGUGCUCAGCCAGAGCGACCACGAGACCCGCGAAGCCGCGCCCGGCCUCGCCAGCCAGAUCCCCACCUUCCACCCCGAGUACGGCAGGUUCAUGCUCGAGAGCACUCCGGGAAGCCCCUAUGGCGCCAGCCCAAAGGAGCUGCGCGGCGUCGAACGCAACAUGCGCCUGCGGAGGCAGAUUGCCCGCUCCCACCUCAAGCCAAACGAGCUCCCCAUCACCCUUACCUCGUUCCCUCGCCUCGGCGUCACCGACGCGCCCUUCACCGAGCCCCACUUUGAGGCCAACGGCAACGCCAGCAGGUCCAUGUUCCUUCCAGACCAGAUCAUCAACCCGCACGCCCGCUUCCCCACGCUCACCGCCAACAUCCGCAAGCGUCGCGGCUCCAAGGUCGCCAUCAACAUGCCCAUCUUCAAGGACGUCAACACGCCCAGCCCAUUCAUCGACCCCUCGAUUCCCUGGGACCGCGACUUCUUCCCCGAGGACCGCGAGGCCAAGGCGGGCGCGGCCAAGCCCGACCACAUCUACAUGGACGCCAUGGGGUUCGGCAUGGGGUGCUGCUGCCUGCAGGUCACCUUCCAGGCCUGCUCGGUGCAGGAGGCGAGGACCGUCUACGACCAGCUGAUCCCCGUCGGGCCGCUGAUGCUGGCGCUGACGGCCGCCUCGCCGGCAUACCGCGGCUACCUGGCCGACGUCGAUUGCCGCUGGAACGUGAUCUCGGCUGCCGUCGACGACCGGACACCGCAGGAAAGGGACGAGAAGCCCCUCCCUCUCGACGGCCACACGCCGCGGGGCGGGCUGGACCGCGACUCGAUCCGCAUGCAGAAGAGCCGCUACGACUCGGUCGACUCGUACAUCUCGCAGGACCCCUUGAACCGCAAAGAGUACAACGACAACCCGCUGCCAGUCAACGAGGAGCUGCGGCAGCAUCUGCUCGACUCGGGCGUCGACGAGCUGCUGGCCAACCACCUCUCGCAUCUCUUCAUCCGCGACCCGCUCGUCGUCUUUUCCGAGAUGGUCGACCAGGACGACAACCUCUCGACCGACCACUUUGAAAACCUGCAAUCCACCAACUGGCAGACGAUGCGCUUCAAGCCGCCACCGCCGGGCGGCCAGAUUGGCUGGCGCGUCGAGUUCCGCAGCAUGGAGGUCCAGAUCACCGACUUUGAGAAUGCGGCGUUCAGCGUCUUUAUCGUGCUGCUAACGCGCGCCAUCCUCAGCUUCGGUCUCAACUUCUACAUGCCCAUCUCCAAGGUCGACGAGAACAUGGACCGGGCGCACCGGCGAGAUGCCGUCAACACGGAAAAGUUCUUCUUCCGCAAGGAGGUCUACCGGACGCGGAACCGGCACCACUCGCGGGCGAGCUCGGCCGAGGGCCAGUAUGGCGACAUCCGCUCCAGGUCGGCCUCGCGGACGGGGUCGGGGCGCGCCACGCCGAUCAAUGGCCAUAGCAACGGCGCAGCGGGCGCCGACCGGUUCGGCGCACUGGCCGAAAACUGGCCGCCGGUCGAGGACGAGUAUGCCGAGUACUCGAUGGACGAGCUGAUCAACGGCAAGGGUGACGAGUUCCCUGGCCUGCUCACGCUCAUCUACAACUAUCUCGACUCGCUCAACAUUGACGUCGAGACGCGGUGCGAGAUGGGCCUGUACCUGGAGCUGGUGGGAGCGCGGGCCAACGGAUCGCUCAUGACGACGGCCACCUGGAUCCGCCAGUUUGUGCAGAGCCAUCCAGAGUACAAGAAGGACUCGGUCGUGUCGCAGAGGAUCAACUACGACAUGAUCAAGAAGCUCGACGAGAUUGAGCGGGGCGUGGUGGAUGCGCCGGGCUUCCUGCCGGCCGGAUACGCGCGGCGGCGGACCAGCCAGGAGACGCAGCCGGAGCUGGGAGCGUAG
This is a messenger RNA of Pseudozyma flocculosa PF-1, 2118 nucleotides long. RefSeq lists its product as uncharacterized. Gene Ontology annotation, molecular function: glutamate-cysteine ligase activity. The record is from RefSeq and is a predicted model, not a curated record. The coding region runs from base 1 to 2118 and encodes 705 amino acids. Gene Ontology annotation, biological process: glutathione biosynthetic process. NCBI's taxonomy places the organism in Eukaryota, Fungi, Basidiomycota, Ustilaginomycetes, Ustilaginales, Ustilaginaceae. The transcript has 3 exons. Gene Ontology annotation, cellular component: glutamate-cysteine ligase complex.